Molecule: messenger RNA, 1342 nt
Organism: Pararge aegeria (speckled wood butterfly)
Lineage: Eukaryota; Metazoa; Arthropoda; Insecta; Lepidoptera; Nymphalidae
Exons: 3
Coding region: 1-1149 (382 amino acids)
Biological process (GO): DNA integration
Molecular function (GO): nucleic acid binding
Source: RefSeq, a predicted model, not a curated record
AUGGAGUUGUUGUCUGACGAUCCUGAGCAGUUGCUACUCGAACGAGAAGAAUUCGACACUAGAUAUUACUCGCUAGUUGCAUCGGCGCGCACUCUUCUUGCUAAGUGUAGUCGUCAGCAACGGCGAACAUUAUCCAUGUCCGAGUCGAGCGAAGGGAGCGAGCGAGCAAACAGGGGUGCCCUUCAUGACUUCGUCAGGCUACCAAAAAUAACUUUGGUUAACGUGGUUGGCGCGGACGGAAACCUACACCCUGCCCGCGCUCUUCUCGACAAUGGUGCCACUGCGCACUAUGUCACACGGCAGCUCUGUGAGAGGCUGGGUUUGGAACGGCGUAACGUAAGCUCCACUGUGACAGUAAAAGCAUUGCACCUGGAGCUGGUCACGGAUCUUACAAAGGAGGCAUUCCUUGCAGCGUUCCUGAGAUUUAUUAGUCGACACGGAAAGCCAAUUUCGGUGACGUCAGAUAAUUCGACGACAUUCAUAGGAGCUAGUAACGAUCUUCCAUCAUUUUUUAGUCAAUGCUCAGAAAACAUUAAAAAUGAAUUAAGUAAUAGGGGUAUUGAAUUUAAAACCAUUCCCCCUUACACACCUCAUUUUGGUGGUCUUUGGGAAGCGGCGGUUAAGUCUGUGAAACAUCACCUUAGACGUAUUCUAACACUCACAAACUUAACCUACGAAGAGAUGUCAACUUGUUUGAUUCAAAUAGAGGCUAUCCUUAAUUCUAGACCUCUCACUCCUCUGUCCUCGGAUCCUUCAGAUCUUACAUGCCUUACACCCGCUCACUUCCUUAUAGGGCGUUCACUGUUGACAGUUCCCCGUCCUCCGGUCAGCGACGCUAAUAUCAAUCGCUUGGACCGCUACGAGAGGAUCGAGAAACUAAAACAGCAUUUUUGGACAAGAUUCUCAACUGAAUACAUUUCUCUCCUCCAGCAACGCUCCAAGUGGCGGUCUUCUUCAAGUUCUCUCCAGCUCGGCUCUAUGGUUCUCGUGAAGGAGAAGAACCAACCACCACUUCUGUGGCAGCUGGGCAGAGUCGUCAAGCUGCAUCCAGGCAAGGAUGGUGUCAACCGGGUUGCCGACAUCAAGACCAGGAAGGGCAUCAUUCAGAGGGCCUUCAAUAACAUCUGCCCCCUUCCAAUCUCUUCAUAAAGUUGAAUGUCUUCAACGUUCCCCGGGCAGUAUGUUCGAUGCCCACUAGUAUGCAUCGAAACCGGUCCGCGGGUCGCGGGCUCCGCGGGGGGCGACCCGCGAGCUCGAGUUACGUGGCCCACACGAUCAUUCACGCAUUGGCGGUCUCAGUGCAUUUACUAAACUUUGUAACAAAAUAAAUCCUAGUAAACCA